Fusarium musae is the source of this 1020-nucleotide messenger RNA. RefSeq lists its product as uncharacterized. NCBI's taxonomy places the organism in Eukaryota, Fungi, Ascomycota, Sordariomycetes, Hypocreales, Nectriaceae. The record is from RefSeq and is a predicted model, not a curated record. The coding region runs from base 1 to 1020 and encodes 339 amino acids. The transcript has 2 exons.
AUGAACAGAAAAGCUUGUGGACCGUUCCGCCAAGCCGUUGAGUACAAGAAUUUAUCUUCAGACAUUCAAAGCUACGAUUAUUGCGAUACCUGGCCUGUUCAAGACACACCUGACUUCGAUGGAUUUUUUACUCUACUCCAAGCUGGAUGCGAGCAAAAACCACAGCCUGGUGUUACAGUAUCUGUUGAUGGCAGCGUCUUCUCACAGGACAUCGUCAACAUCACUGAGCCCACACCUGUAGCUUCUGUGGAUCCGGAUUGGCUUGACCAAGGUCCUAUCAGUCUCGGUGCUAAGGUCGGUAUCGCUGCCGGAGGUGUGGUAACUCUAUUAUUUAUCCUUGGUUUCUGUAUAAUUUGGCGCGGCAAGAGACGGAGACGAGCUUUUUUGCGACAGCUCGAGACCCGACCCCGUACCAAGGGUAGUUGGCCUAAGAGGGGUUGGCCUACGCCAUUGCACAUCUCUAACGACAACGACAUGCGGGAGACACCCUUGAGCCAAAAGCCAUUCAGGAGUUGGGACGAGUCUCCCGUCAGCGCUCGAUCCGAAAAGACAUUCCCAAGAUAUGUCUCACCUUACGGCUCCCAGUUCGGCAGUCCUGUCAGUGCCACUGAGCUGCAGCUAGCACAAUGGCCGGUGAUGAACCCGAACCAACAAGCAUAUCCGCCGAUGCCUAAUCAGGCAUCGAAUCCUCAUCCAUAUCCUGAGAUGUUCCCUUCCAUGUACAAACCUGACCCGAGUCCCUCAGGAUCACAAAUUGGUGUAGCUCUUGGUGGCGAUGAUUCGUCGGUCAACACUCCCCGAUCAAAGGGCAAAGAUAAAGACGAGUCUUACGAGAUGUAUCCUGUGGAUGUCAGGUCUCAUGGGGCCAUUGGAAUUUACCAGCCCGAGCACCUCGAGGGAUUAUAUUCACAACCCGAUUACUUCGCUCAUGGAGAUGUGCACCAGAGCCAGAUAUAUCAGGGUCAGGGGCAUGAAUAUCAGGACACUUACGAUGAUGAUUUCAGAGGGAGGAGGCCAUAA